UCAACUAUCCCUUUAACCCGCUAUUAAUUAUCCCCCGGUUUCGCAUUGUGAGAGUAGAUUUUUGGUUCCCUCUCGCUUACAUCUCUCUUUCUGGAAUCUUCUCUCGUCGAAUUCACGCAGCGAGAUCCAUCUACUGGAGCUAAUCACCGGCAGCCAUGGAGGACGAUUUCGAGUUUGCUGAUCAUUCUCCUCCGUCGUUCCAGAACAUGGUACAACUUUCAUCCAUUUCAAUCUUUUUAUCCGUUUUCAGUUAGUUGUUCUCGUAAGAUCUGCAUUUGUAGAAGUGCAUUUUUAGGAUUUUUAGCUCUGAGAUCUCAUUUUCAUUGUCUCCGCGGAUUCAUUCUUGAUAUGAUCUUUAAUUUUUCUUCCUUACUUAUUUCUCUUUCUAUGUCUUCAAUCUAAACCCGUCGUCUAUUGGUGGUGGGCUUGCGUUUGUCAUCUCGCCGGAUUCUGAGACUAUUGGUGCUGCCGGUGGGUGUCUUGGACUCCUCAACAAUGACGGGCUUGGUUCGGGCUUCGUGGCGGUCGAGUUUGAUACUCUUAUGGACGUAGAGUUCAAAGACAUUAAUGGAAACCAUGUGGCUGUGGAUCUAAACAGUAUGGUUUCAUCGCAGACUGGUGAUUUAGGAGCUGCAGAUAUCGAUCUUAAGAGCGGUGACCUUGUUAAUGCGUGGAUCGAGUACGAUGGGACUAAUCACGGCCUCAAGGUCUCGGUUUCAUACUCCAAUCUUAAGCCCAAACUGCCGAUUCUAUCAUUUACUCUUGAUCUAGAUCAGUACGUGAAUGAUUUCAUGUACGUUGGGUUCACUGGGUCGACGCAGGGGAGCACAGAGAUCCAUAGUAUUGAAUGGUGGAGCUUUAGUUCCUCUUUUGACUCGAUUUCUGGUCCUGGUUCAUCUUCUCCACCGCCUCCAACGACUAGUUUGACGAACCCAACGGCUAAUUCCGUGACGUCACCGCCGCCCUCAUUGGCCCCUGCUGAUUCCGAUUCAAUUAGUAGUCAACAAAAGAACAGCAAGUCUUCUUCGUGCCAUAACCAGCUCUGUAAGCAGGGACCUGGAGCCGUUGCAGGGGUGGUUACUGCUAGUGCAUUUUUAGCCAUUUUUGCCGGUGUUCUUAUCUGGAUAUUCUCUAAAAGGUACAAACAUGUGAAAAAAACAGAGUCUUUUGCGUCAGAGGUUAUCAAAAUGCCCAAAGAAUUUAGCUACAAAGAGCUCAGAUCAGCGACGAGAUGCUUCAAUUCAAAUAGAAUUAUAGGACAUGGUGCAUUUGGGACUGUUUAUAAAGGUAUAUUGCCAGAAAUUGGCGACAUUGUAGCAGUGAAGAGAUGUAGUCAUAAUAGCCAAGGAAAGAAUGAGUUUUUAUCUGAAUUGUCCAUCAUCGGUACUCUUAGACAUAGAAAUCUUGUUCGCCUUCAGGGAUGGUGUCAUGAGAAAGGUGAAAUUUUAUUGGUUUAUGAUUUAAUGCCCAAUGGAAGCCUUGACAAGGCAUUGUUCGAAGCGAGGACGCCUCUGCCAUGGCCACAUAGGAGAAAAAUUUUACUUGGUGUUGCAUCUGCUCUGGCUUACUUGCAUGAAGAAUGUGAGAACCAGGUGAUUCAUAGAGAUAUUAAGACUAGCAACAUUAUGCUAGAUGAAGGGUUUAAUGCAAGAUUAGGAGAUUUUGGCUUGGCUAGACAAAUUGAGCAUGAUAAAUCACCGGAUGCAACAGCAGCUGCAGGUACAAUGGGAUACUUAGCCCCGGAGUAUUUAUUAACAGGAAGAGCUUCUGAGAAAACUGAUGUUUUUAGUUAUGGAGCUGUGGUUCUUGAGGUGGCUAGUGGGAGAAGGCCAAUUGAGAAAGAAACAAGUGUGGUUGGAAAAAUUGGGGUGAACAGCAAUUUGGUUGAAUGGGUUUGGAAUUUACACAGAGAAGGAAGAUUGCUGAUGGCAGCUGAUGCAAGACUAGAAGGUGAGUUUGAUGAGAAUGACAUGAGAAGGGUUCUGCUAGUUGGGCUAGCUUGCUCACACCCUGACCCAUUGGCUAGACCCACAAUGAGGACUGUGGUCCAAAUGCUCGUAGGUGAGGCUGAAAUCCCAAUCGUCCCAAGAGCAAAGCCUACUAUGAGUUUCAGCACUUCCCAUCUCUUGUUGAGCUUGCAGGAUAGUGUAUCAGACUGCAAUGGCAUGAUCACAAUCUCAACAUCCUCAUCAGAAAAUGGCUACAUUGGUGAUGACAUAGUUUGAUCCAAAAUGGACAUGUGGGAUUCCACAACCUUUUGUUUAUUGACACACAAUUAUAUAUUAUUAUUCGUUUUUGUAUUUAUAAUAAUAAAAUAUUCAAUUUAAUUACAAGCA
Molecule: messenger RNA, 2336 nt
Organism: Manihot esculenta (cassava)
Lineage: Eukaryota; Viridiplantae; Streptophyta; Magnoliopsida; Malpighiales; Euphorbiaceae
Product: L-type lectin-domain containing receptor kinase VIII.1-like
Exons: 1
Coding region: 543-2225 (560 amino acids)
Biological process (GO): protein phosphorylation
Cellular component (GO): plasma membrane
Molecular function (GO): protein kinase activity; carbohydrate binding; ATP binding
Source: RefSeq, a predicted model, not a curated record